Messenger RNA from Corylus avellana, 2112 nucleotides. The record is from RefSeq and is a predicted model, not a curated record. NCBI's taxonomy places the organism in Eukaryota, Viridiplantae, Streptophyta, Magnoliopsida, Fagales, Betulaceae.
GAUGAUGAGAAAAAAAUAAAAAUUUCUGAUUGAUUUGGGUUAAAACAUAGCUAGCUAGAGAGAAAGACAGAGAGAUGGAGAUUGUUACGCAUUUCGGUCACAAGCAUAUGUUAUCGCUGAGUGAAAAGAAGAUAGAAGAUUGGGUUAAAUGCGACGGAUGCAAUGAAUAUUGCAAUAUUGGAGGUCGGAUCUACAGUUGCAGUGAAUCUGGUUGUAGGUUCAACCUGGAAGAAUCAUGCGCAAAGCUACCGCAGGAGUUGCACAACCCCCUUCUUCACCCACACCCUCUUUCCCUAGUACCGGUACAAUACGACUACUUAUACUGUUGUGCUUGUGGCAAAAGAUGCUGGGGUUGCGCCUUCCGCUGCUACGAGUGCAACGUCAUCCUAGAUGUUAAGUGCGCUUUUCUAAGGCGAGCGAUAGAAGAAGGGGAGGAGGAGGCAGUCGGUACACAUCAUUUUAGCCACCCUGACCAUCCAUUGCUACUUUUCGAGAACAUGCCUGCCCAUCGCAUUAACUGCAGGGUAUGUGGUCUAUGGGGAAAUUACUGCUCCGACCCGAAGACCUAUGGUUGCCUCCCAUGUGGCUUCUUUCUCCAUCCGUCGUGUUUUAAGUUGCCGCAAGAGAUUUUCCAUCCCUUUCAUCCAUACCACCCUCUCACCCUAAAACCCCCCCAAAAUUCCCGGGAGGAUGUUGUUGUUCGAUGCAAUGCCUGUCGCAAUGAUAUCCAGUACCGGCGCGAAGUCGCCUAUGAUUGUGAAUGGGAGAAUUGCAGAUUUCGCUUGCACAGAGAAUGCAUUAGUGUGAUAAUGCCUUCCAUAACAUACCAAGGCCACGAUCACCUUCUACAAUUCAACCACAAUAUUAGAAAGAAUAAUCAAUUUUAUAAACUCAACUGCAGCGCUUGCCAUUCCAUUUGUGAAUCAUAUGGUUUCAGUUGUCUGUAUUGUGAUUUCAAUCUCCAUCAUACGUGUGGUCCAUUACCAUAUACCAUUCAACAUAAAUCCCACGUUAUACAUCCCCUUAUCCUUACAACUUCUCCCCUUGAAGAUGAAGAGGAUUGCGAGCCGGACGAAUUCUAUUGUGAUGCUUGUGAGGAACAAAGAGUAGACCCAUUCUUACCCAUUUAUUAUUGCAAGGAAUGUCGUUUUGUUGCUGAAAUUUCUUGCGUCAUCUCAGAGGUGGUAUCAUCGCUAAAUGGGGAAUAUGGAGAUGUAGAGUUGAGGAAUCCUCUUGGACAGUUUGGUAAGGUUGUCACCAAAGACGCGGCAAAAGAGAUGAUGCAAAAGAAAGAUCAAAAACAACUCGAGCCAACCUUAACCUGGGGCAAUUAUUUAGGUACUUUGAGUGAAGAUGAGAAAAAGGAAAAGCAUCUCUUAACGGAUAGAAUAAAGGAAACAAUUAAUGCUGAAAAGAUAGAAGCUUAUGACCAUGAGGAAAUUUUUUCUGACAAGGCUUAUAUACAAUUCAUGAAGUUUCUUAAUCAUUCUGGGUUCUCGAAUAACAAGUUUUGUUAUCCUUGGGAUCUUUCUGAUCAUGAAAACAAAGAGGCCGUUGUCAAUGUUAGGGAUUACAUGACUACUCGUAAGUUAGCUCCUAUCUUAAACCACUUGCUUUCUAACCAUGGGGAUAUUGGUGCCCAAUCCACGUUAAGUACUCCUAAGUUCAAAUCGCUUUUUGUUUGCAUGCUAUGUAAGUGUAUAGAUCACAUGAGAAACACAAUGGUUGUGAAUAUCACUCACGAUAUACUUCUCGACUGGUGGACAUGCUUGAAAAUCUUACAACUUGAAGGAUUUCAAAUUGAUUUUGCCUUUGAUCGUUUGAAGAGAGUCACACAUGCUUAUUUUGGUCUUUAUGUUGAAAAGGAAGUUGACAAUGCUCUUCAUCAACUUGAGAAAUGGACGAGGAAAGUCAAGUGCAUAAAAUCUGCAAAAUCUAGUCUUAUUGAGGAAUGCUUGAGAGAAGCUUCAAUACUGAAGAAAGGUAAAGCAGUUACAUCUAGGCUACUAUAAAUGUCAACAGUGUUAAACGUGCGUCUAUUUUCAUGCAUGUAUGUAUGCUUAUCUCUUUUGUAUUAGUUUGUCUUAUUUUAUGCAUCUUGAAGUUAGAGAA